This is a messenger RNA of Malurus melanocephalus (red-backed fairy wren), 2148 nucleotides long. RefSeq names its product alpha tocopherol transfer protein (gene TTPA). The coding region runs from base 59 to 892 and encodes 277 amino acids. The transcript has 5 exons. Gene Ontology annotation, cellular component: membrane. NCBI's taxonomy places the organism in Eukaryota, Metazoa, Chordata, Aves, Passeriformes, Maluridae. The record is from RefSeq and is a predicted model, not a curated record. Gene Ontology annotation, molecular function: phosphatidylinositol bisphosphate binding.
GGGCAGCCSGGCAAUGGGAGCGGGCAGGCGGCGGGGCUGAGCUCGGCCGUGCUUGGGGAUGUCGCAGGCUCCGCCGGGCGCGGGGCAGCUCAAUGCCCUGCCCGACCACUCUCCGCUGGUGCGCGGCGCCGUGUCCGAGCUGCGGCGGCGGGCGGAGGCAGAGCCCGGACAGCGCUGGCCGCAGCCCCUCUCCGAUGCCUUCCUGGUGCGGUUCCUGCGCGCCCGAGACUUCCAYCUGGAGCUGGCCUGGAGGUUAUUGAAGAAUUAUCAGAAGUGGAGAAUUGAAUGCCCCGAAAUAAGUGCAGAUUUACAACCAUCUUCUGUUCUUGGUCUUUUGCAAGCUGGCUAUCAUGGAGUCCUAAGAUCAAGAGAUCCWCAUGGAAGCAAAGUUCUAAUAUAUAGAAUUGGACAAUGGGAUCCCAGUUUGUUUACAGCAUAUGAUGUGUUCCGUGUAAGCCUCAUCACAUCUGAACUCAUUGUAAAGGAGAUUGAGACUCAGAGAAAUGGAGUCAAGGCCAUCUUUGACCUUGAAGGGUGGAGAUUYGCUCAUGCUUUUCAAAUCAGUCCAGCAGUGGCCAAGAAAAUCGCUGCUGUUCUCACAGAUUCCUUUCCACUGAAAGUUCGAGGUAUCCACUUGAUUAAUGAGCCUUUAUUCUUCCACCCCGUCUUCGCUCUAAUUAAGCCUUUUCUCACUGAGAAAAUAAAGGAACGGGUGCAUAUGCAUGGAGAUAACUACUUGCAGAGUCUGACCGAACACUUCCCCGUCAGCAUUCUCCCACGGGAAUAUGGGGGGGAGGAAGUCUCCAUUGAAGAGCUGGCCAAGGAAUGGACUGACUUCAUAAUGGCAUCAACAGAUUAUCUUCGGAGCAUUUCUCUGGUUGCCUGGGAAUAACCUUAAUACAGUAUUUUAUCAAUUCUUGAGCACUUUCGUUCCAUUGUGAAUGAAAGCAGAAUGACUUUGCAGGGCACUGAAUGUUACAUUGGCUGCACUUUUAUACUAACUGGAGUCUAUCAGUGUGUGURUGUGAAGAGAUGAAUGAAUUUUACAUAUUUGUAGCACAGUUUGUAAUCCAGUAACUUGUAUACCAGAAAGAAUGCAUUGGAUAUCAGAUUGAUACUGCUGCUGUUAAGUCUUUGGAGACAAUUCAUCUGUAAUAAUUCAGUCCAGAACCUUACACUUUUGUAUCUUGUAUAGGAUACAAAACAAAGAACAGGUUGUGAAUAGGGUAGUUUGUUGCAGAAAUAAGACCACAGGGCUAAUUUACAAGGAAUGAAGAGGCUGCUUUUUGGAUUGAUUCUCAGGGAAAAAUGAUGUUUGCUAGUUUGUGUCAAAAUGAAAAUUAGUCARCCAUAGUGAGACAUUUGUGUUACUCUUUGUACUGCUUGUGCAGCUUCUGUUUUUGUUCUAAUUAACAGCAUAAUCUUCAAGUUUUAUAGGGAAAGCUGAGUAAAACACCAUGUACUUACUCUUCAAAGGACAGUGUGAAUCAGGRUGAGGAACUGGUAAGAGAGUAAAAACAACCUCGAAAAUUCUUAUUUUCUUUCUUCGAAGUGAUACUGUCUAUGGGCUGCAGUAAACAACUCAGAUUAUUAUCACCUUGAAUCCCUAGUGUAAAAGACUAUAGAGGACAAAAGUUUUCAGCUGUUUGCAUUAUCUGUUUGUUUCAGAGGGUAAAGUAGGUUAUCUUUUGUGGAUCUGAACUUUAAAAAUAUCUGUUGUGUUUUAAGGGUGCUUUGAGGUCACUUGGGACCUCAGCAUAGGAAAUGCUUGAUAUUUUCAUUUUAUUUUCAGAACAGUAAUUGACAACUGUUUGCUGUUGAGAAGAAAUUAUUUUUAAUUUCCAUUAUUACUGCUCCUUCAUUUCUGUAGGGGUAAUGAAAAAAGUAUUUCCAUGCUUACUGAAAACAGGUUUUUGUUUUGUUUUGAAGGGGCAUUAUUGACAUGAACACUGCGUGUGUGAAAGGUAUCACUCACACUACAUAGCAGCAUCAUCCUGCCAUCCCCUGUAUUUAGUAAUCUCAACUGUUAUUUUACUUCUCUCUCAGCUUUUUCCCAAAAUCUCAGUUAGUACACCAACUGCUAGAGUUCAUUUACCGAGUUUUUAACUCUGUUUUGYAAUAAGCCAAGGAGGUUUUGCAYAAGCWCUG